AAAGCAUCUUUUCGUGUAAAUAAAGUUUAAAUGAGGAAUUUACUGUAUUUUCCAGUGUGUGUACAGAACAGCUGCCUAUUUGCAUCUGAAAAUACCCAGCACGUUCCUUCACUGUUUUUCUAGAGAAAAGGCCUAGUGGCUUCUUGUGUUAGAACACACUGGAGUCUCAGCCAUCCUUAUGCUCUUCACCCCCUUUUCCCUCUUGUGUCCCACUGAGGGACCUCUCCAUUCUCUUAUGCUAAGAGAAUAGCAGCAGCAAAUGAUGUGUAGGGAGAAGUGGAUGGUGUGGAAUUUGAGUUGCCUGGGGUCUAAAAAUGAUAGCUAGCCUAAAUUCUCAAGGUCAAGGUGUAAUUUCAGACCAUGAAGGCCAGUGCUUAGGCUGAGUGUGCUGUCUCCCAGGGCUUUGGGGAUUGAGAAAGACUAAAAACUUUUUUACUCUACCUUCGUUUUUCCUGGCAGUUUAUAUGUGGUUCAGUAUUCUUCUCUAUGGCCUCUAUGAGGUUAGGGGACCAGCACAUGAGGCAGGAAAAGACUAUUCCAUUGUCUUGGCACCAGGCAGGGAAUCAUGUGAAAGGAAGGGCCUAAGAAAAAAAAAAAAAAUAGAGACAAUGUGACUGCUGACUCUCAACUAAAUAUAAAUGAACACAGUCAGCUUCGGUGCUGGGAACAGAACUGAAGUUCUGGCCUUCCUCACUUUGCUGCUGCCCCGGUACUGAUAGAGGCCAGGCUUGGGACACCUCAAGGCACAUUCUGUGGAGUCACCUUUGGAGUAGCAUCUCCCUCUCUGCAGGUGCAAGAGGAGUAUGCACCUGGGCAUAAACUGCAGCAUUACAAGGUGUACAGCACUGAUCUUUGUAGGCUGCUCUGCACUCUUCACCUUCCUCACUUUCAUUAACUUGAAUAUUUUGGACCUAUCUCAUAAUUUUUUGAAGUCAGCAAAUUUAGGGUUGCAGCAACAGUUGAAGAACCUUCGUGAGCUCAUGCUGGAUAGCAAUGAAAUCACUCAGUUAAGAAAGGAUGAUUUCAGUUUUCUUAGCAACACCUCAUUGAACAGUCUUGAUUUGUCAUCAAAUCCACUGAAAGAGUUUGACAUAGGAUGUUUACAUGCAAUUGGAAACCUGUUUGGCCUCAUACUGAACAAUGUUGACCUUGGUGAAAAUCUCACAAAGAAACUUUGCACAGAAUUAUCAAACACAGCGAUUCAGAACCUCUCACUGAGCCGUGUUAAACUUUCAUACAUUGGCAAGUCAACUUUCCAGGGAUUGCAUGGAACAAAUCUUACAGUUUUAAACCUUUCCCAAAAUUCUCUGUCUGUGAUAGAAGAUGACUCAUUUCAGUGGUUUUCAAGUUUACAAUACUUAAACCUGAAGCAUAAUAACAUUCAUGUAUCUUCACGUUUAUUUUAUGGAUUAUCCAGCCUCAAACAUCUGAAUCUGAUGAAUUCAGUUAAUGGGAAGAUUGAAGAUUUUUCCUUCUAUUGGUUACACCACCUUGAGUACCUUAUAAUGGAUAAUAACAAUUUUGCAGGAAUAACUCCUAAUAUGUUCACAGGUCUGAACAACCUGAAGUAUCUAAGUCUCUAUAACUGCAACAUAAACUUACAAAGAAUAACUAAUAAAACAUUUUCAUCACUUGCUAAUUCCAGUCUGCAGGUUCUCAAUCUCACAAAAACAAGAAUAUCUACAAUAGAAAGUGGGGCAUUUUCCUCCUUGGGACACCUAAAAAUUCUUGAUCUUGGUCUCAAUGAAAUUAGUCAAGAACUCAGAGGUCAUGAGUUUAAAGGUCUCAAUAAUAUACAAGAUAUUUAUCUUUCCUACAAUAAAAAAUUGGAUUUGCAAAGUGAAUCAUUUAUUUUUGUCCCAAGCCUUAGAAAACUGAUGAUGAGGAAGGUGGGCUGCAGUAAUCUGGCAUUUUCUCCUUCGCCUUUUCGUCCUCUACAAAAUAUGACUGUCCUGGAUAUCAGCAAUAACAAUAUAGCAAACAUGAAAGAAGACUUGUUUGAUGGACUUCACAAACUUUACAUUCUGGAUUUGCAGCACAAUAAUUUAGCCCGACUUUGGAAACAUGCAAAUCCAGGUGGCCCUGUUCUUUUUUUAAAAUAUCUUCCCAACUUGCAUGUUCUUAAUUUAAAAUCAAAUGGGCUUGAUGAGAUUCCAGUCCAGGUUUUCAAGGGUCUAUUUCAAUUAAAAAACUUGGACUUAGGAUCGAAUAAUUUGAAUUUGCUUCCAGCAACUCUGUUUGAUGACCAAGCCUCUCUGAACUCAUUGAACCUUCAAAAAAAUCUCAUAACCUCAGUUGAAGAAGAAGUGUUUGGCCCAGCUUUCAAGAGACUGAGAAUACUGGAGAUGGAUUCCAAUCCAUUUGAUUGCACCUGUGAAAGCAUUGCUUGGUUUGCUGAUUGGCUUAAUGGGACCCAAGCAUAUAUACCUGGAUUGCGGUCCCAGUACAUUUGCAACACACCCCCUAAAUACCACGGUAGCCUGGUGUUGCAUUUUGACAGCUCAGCCUGCAAAGACAGUGCUCCAUUUAAACUUCUGUUUGUGAUUACUACCACUAUUGUGACACUAUUCGUUUUUACUGUUCUUAUCAUCCAUUUUGAAGGGUGGAGAAUAGCUUUCUACUGGAAUAUUUUAGUAAGUCGAAUACUUGGUUUUGAAGAACUUGACAGACAACAAGAAGAGUUUGAUUAUGAUGCCUACAUCAUUCAUGCAAGACAGGACAAGAAUUGGGUGUCUAAGAAUUUCAUGUCUCUGGAAGAAAACUUUCGAAUUAGCUUUUGUUUAGAAGAACGGGACUUCGAAGCAGGCAUAUCUAAAAUUGAAGCCACAAUUAACAGUAUAAAAAUGAGCAGGAAGAUUAUUUUUGUUGUGACCGAACACCUCUUACAGGAUCCCUGGUGCAAAAAUUUUAAGGUGUAUCAUGCUCUUCAGCAAGCUAUUGAACAAAGUCGGGACUCCAUCAUAUUGAUCUUUUUUCAUGAUAUUGAAGAUUACAAGUUGUAUCAUGCACUUCACCUGAGAAGAGGAAUGUUCAGAUCUCGCUGCAUCUUGAACUGGCCAGCCCAGAAGGAACGAGUCGGUGCAUUUCAUCAGAAAUUAGUGAUGGCACUUAAAUCUAAUAGUAAAGUGCACUGAAUUUUUACAAUACAGAUUUGAGUUAUGGGGUCAUGUUAUUGCAUGUUUUCUAUCCUUGGAAAACUAACAAGCCUCCAAGAAGACCUGAAAAAGUUUGUCGUGCUGGAAAGAUAUGUAUGAGCCACUAUAAUUUAAAUUUACUUCUCUAUAUUCAUGUUUUUCUUAAUACUUUAAUUGACCUGCACUGAAGUGACAUCAUGGUUGAUUGUCGUUUCAGCCUGUGUAUCAACAAUGUGAUACAAAUUCUGAAAAGCAGUGAGAAUGGCUGAAGUUCUAGGGAAAAUGUCCAUCUGAUGCAGAGUAGCAAAGUCAUAGACUCUGUACUUUAAAGGGGUAUGCAAAAAACAACACAAUGAUAAAAUAGCAAGUUCUGUGCAGAAGGUAGAGUGGACACUGCUGCUUGCUUUCAUAAAACAAAGGGAGAUUCAGUAAAAUUAAAAUUUGAAAGCGUUCCUUCUGAAGCACAGUGAGUAACAUAGACAAAUAUUUCUGUAGUUGGAACCAAGAAAUAUAGCAGAGUUUCAAAUUGAGCUUUAAAGCUUUUGUUUUAAGAGAAAGCCGCUUGAUCCUGUGAGCAGCCUGGUCAGAACAUGCAUGAAAGAUUGUUUAUGCCUUCUGGCUGUGGCUAGUACUGGUGACAAUCAAAACCAAAUUUUCAGACUAAUGAGUCAACUGAUUUAAUCAAUGUGGUAUGAUUAAAAAAAAAAAAAAUAAAUUUACUCUUCCCUACUGAAAUUCAGAGAGCUGACAGAAGGACAUUCAUGCUAAGAGAUGUCACCUUCAUUCUUUGAAUGCAAGUAAAAUUAUAUGUGGGCCUUUAAAUAGAACUUGAAAUCAGUGUGAAACGUGGCCAAGGGCACGGCUGUAUAAACUGGGUAAAGGCAUAGGUAUUUCUGUAGCAUAACUAGAAUGACAACGAUGUGGGGAAGGUGGCGCUACUGCAAUUUUAUUACCAAAAACUUUGUUAGUGGUGAACCCUCGCCCCCUGCAAAAGAAAUAGUUUUAAACCUUAUCAGGAAUAUUACUGUGACUACAGGUAGAGAGGCAGAAAAACUUCAAAACUAGAUUAAUUUCAAAAUUUCUGUUUCCUUUUUCUUUAUGAUUGUAUAUAGUUUUGCCUUUGAUAUCUAAAAAGAAAAUUGUAAAGAAAUCAGAAUUCUGUAGUUUAAUUUCUUAUGUAGUAAUCUAGUUUGUUUUUUCCUUGACAUACUUUACAAAAACAUGGGCUAGUUGGCAAUUGCCAGAGCAUUAAGGUUCAAACACAUGGGUUAGUAUGUUCAGCUGGAGAGAGCUGAGCACCAGCCAAGUGUGCUCUGAAAGGAUGUUUCUGACGUUUGAGACUGGUUGUAAUUUUAUGGAGUAUUGAGCACAAUUUAUUGUAAAUCAGACACUGGACAGCCAUUUGUAUGUUUUUGUUAAUAUUUAAUUGCUGCGCCAAGGACCUUACAAAACACUUUUAGUAAGUGUGUGAUCCUUCAAUACUCAGGAAGAUAUUAAAUUGUCUUUCCCCCCCCAGCAUUUCCCUUAUUAACUUCAAUACCAGCAUUGUUCCAAGAAUGCUGUUUUACUUUUUUAGAAAACAGCUUUCAGACAGUUCAAUGCUUAACACUGUGAGCAGCUUUUCUCAUUAUUUUUGAUAUGCAUAGAUGAAAAACCUUGGGUUUUAAUAGGGUUGUAUGUCCCACGAUGAUAAAAAAUGUAAAUGAGAAAAAUAAUGAAAUAGAUUUUGCACACACCAGAAGAACGAAGGGUGUGUAGACUGUCUUCACUUGCUCUGCAAGUGAAAACAGAAGAGGCUUUGUUUACAGUUGAAGUGAUAAAUGAUGAUUCCCUAAUUACAGUAAUAGGAUUAUCCCCAUUGUGAUGCUUUCAUCUCAUCUUUCUGACCUUUUCAGAGGAAGUGACAAAUUCUUUCCUCAUGCUCAGGCCAUGAAAGGUGAGGAGGCAAGUUGGUAAGGAUGUCAUGCCAGGUACACACCAUGUCAGUUGUUCUUCCCUUUAUUUAAAGACUUGACAUGUGAACAGGUUCCUGUAUUUUCUAAAUCUGUAAUGACACACAGUAGCAGAAUUUCUUAUUCCACAUCAAUAUAAAUUGUUUAUAAAAUGUUAGCUGUUCACGUGGGUAUUAAAAAUUACACAAAGAUGCAGAGGAAGCAUGGAGAAAUGCUGAGGUCAAAUGUGAUACAAGAGGACAGACGAGAUGAUCAAAUGGUCUUUUCUGGCCCUAAUUGCCUGACAAAUGACAGCUUGGCUAAAUUCUAUAAAGAUUUUUCUUGUUACAAUAAAUGCCCCAAAGUCAGUUUCAGAACAGUGAAAAAAACGUUAUGAAUGCUUAGUUUUGUGAUAUAGCUAAGAAUACAAACUAGGAGUACUUGCUGAUGAGUGAAACUUAUUUUUAAAUGAUAAAACCAUGAUGAUGCAUUCUAGGCAGUUAUUUUAGUACCUACAUUCAGUUUAAAAUAUUUUACAACAGAAAAAAUAUUAUAAAGGCUCAUAAUGGGAAUUAGACUAAUGUUAAAAAAAAAGACAAAAGGAAUAAACACAGGGUCAAUGGUAACCAUCAAUUAUACUUGACGUAAAAUUUCUUAUCAUUUUUCCCUGUUUGUCUGAAGGUUACCUACUUCUGCUCUGCUCCUGUACAUUUGUCUGACAGUAUUAUUGAGAGUAAAUAAAUGGGCUUACCAUGA
Molecule: messenger RNA, 5821 nt
Organism: Strigops habroptila (Kakapo)
Lineage: Eukaryota; Metazoa; Chordata; Aves; Psittaciformes; Psittacidae
Gene: TLR3
Product: toll like receptor 3
Exons: 5
Coding region: 804-3134 (776 amino acids)
Biological process (GO): immune response; toll-like receptor signaling pathway; inflammatory response
Cellular component (GO): membrane
Molecular function (GO): protein binding; transmembrane signaling receptor activity
Source: RefSeq, a predicted model, not a curated record